AUGGCGCUCCUGGAGGCCGACUCCAAAUCCCUGCGCUCGGUCAACGGGUCGCGCCGCAACAGCGGCUCCUCCUUGGUCUCCAGCUCCUCGGCCUCCUCCAACCUCAGCCACCUGGAGGAGGACACCUGGAUCCUCUGGGGCCGCAUCGUCAACGAGUGGGACGAGUGGCGCAAAAAGAAGGAAAAACUCCUCAAAGAGUUGAUCCGCAAAGGGAUCCCCCACCAUUUCCGCGCCAUCGUCUGGCAGUUGCUCUGCAGCGCCACCGAAAUGCCCGUCAAAAACCAAUAUUCCGAGCUCCUCAAGAUGUCCUCCCCCUGCGAGAAGCUCAUCAGGAGGGACAUCGCCCGCACUUACCCCGAGCACGAGUUCUUCAAGGGCCAGGACAGUUUGGGCCAAGAAGUUCUCUUCAACGUCAUGAAGGCCUAUUCCCUGGUGGACCGCGAGGUGGGCUAUUGCCAAGGGAGCGCCUUCAUCGUGGGUCUUCUCCUCAUGCAGAUGCCCGAGGAAGAGGCCUUCUGCGUCUUCGUGAGGCUGAUGCAGGAAUAUCGCUUACGGGAGCUCUUCAAACCCAGUAUGGCCGAACUGGGGCUCUGCAUCUACCAGUUUGAGUACAUGCUGCAG
This is a messenger RNA of Calidris pugnax (ruff), 621 nucleotides long. Its product is annotated as EVI5-like protein. The record is from RefSeq and is a predicted model, not a curated record. NCBI's taxonomy places the organism in Eukaryota, Metazoa, Chordata, Aves, Charadriiformes, Scolopacidae. The transcript is spliced from 5 exons. The annotation marks the transcript as partial.